This is a messenger RNA of Closterium sp. Yama58-4, 1059 nucleotides long. NCBI's taxonomy places the organism in Eukaryota, Viridiplantae, Streptophyta, Zygnematophyceae, Desmidiales, Closteriaceae. The record is from the annotation of a GenBank genome assembly.
AUGGCUGCUGUCGCCUCGUCCUACACCGCCGCUAAGGCCCCUGCGGCUGCACUGGCUCAGUCAGGGCUGACUGCCUCUUCAAACUCCGCCCUCCCCAGCUUCUCGGGCCUUCGCGCUUCCGCUCCCAUCAGGGCCGCCAAGAAGACCAGCUGCGCGCGCGGCUGCAAGUGCGCGCGCCAUGCCGUCGUCGUGCGCGCCGCUGCUGAGUCCAGCGAUGCGUCCGAGCAAGCUCUCUUCGCCAGCGUCAGCCAGUCUGUCGCCGCUCCCGCUGCUCCCGCCGCCAACUCCGGCGUGCUCGUCCCGUCGAUUCUCGGAGCAGGUAUUGUCGGCGGCGCCGCUCUCGCCCUUCUCUCAAAGAGCUCCGCUCCUGCAGCUCCCGCUGCUGCCGCUCCGGUGACCUUCGACGGUGGCUACGUCCCACGUGCCAAGCGCGCCGCGCCGGCCGCGCUAGCGACAAUGGCGGCGACGUUCCCCAACGCGAUGCAGGAGGAGACUUUCAUGCACGCCGUGGCGGAGGAGCUGCGCAACCUUGGCUUCCGUCGCGACAACUGCAUCGCGCUGGUGAACACGUGCCGCGACGAGCUCGCUCUUCGUGUUCCCUUUCGUCCCUUUCCAGACAUUUUCUUCGGCUUCCCCCACGUGUCAAUUGGCGAGACCGGCGAGGUCGGGUCGCUGCUCCGUCGCGGCCGCGGCAAGCCGUCCAACGCAUGCGGUGCCCUCAUCGCCAUCCGCGGCGACAUUUGCGCUGGCGGUCCCAUCGUCGAGGACCCUGCAACGCCGAUCACCCGCGCCGCGCUGCAGGCUAUCACCGACGACCUCGAGUACCUUAUCUCUCAGACCGUAGAUCCCGCGACCGCGGAUUACGCCGUGAUUACCGGCGUGCAGAUUCACUCCGGGAACAACCUCCCAGGCGAGCCGUUCCAGACGGAGCGCCUCUGUGACUACAUCGCGCCCAAUGCCAUGUACGUCGUGAUCAACGGCGAGAAGCACAUUCUCCACUGCGAGAUCAACCAGAUCAAUGCCAUCAAAUCCGUCCCUGCCUAUAAGUUUGCCAACUGA